This is a messenger RNA of Arachis ipaensis, 1084 nucleotides long. Its product is annotated as NADH dehydrogenase [ubiquinone] iron-sulfur protein 8, mitochondrial. NCBI's taxonomy places the organism in Eukaryota, Viridiplantae, Streptophyta, Magnoliopsida, Fabales, Fabaceae. Gene Ontology annotation, cellular component: membrane; respiratory chain complex I. Gene Ontology annotation, molecular function: NADH dehydrogenase activity; 4 iron, 4 sulfur cluster binding. The record is from RefSeq and is a predicted model, not a curated record. Gene Ontology annotation, biological process: mitochondrial respiratory chain complex I assembly; mitochondrial electron transport, NADH to ubiquinone.
CGGCGGCCCAAAAAUAAUAUGGCCUUAAUCGGCUGUUUGGCAUCUUUGAUUAAUUGAUUCCCGAAUUUGCAUCUCCCAUUUCUGAACCACGAAAUCGCAACACAGCACUAACCUGAAAGAGUUGCAGAGAAGAAGGAAUCCACGUUACCGCUGCUGCUUGUCGUUGCACCUGGCUUGGUAGAAAUGGCAGCAUUCUUGGCUCGGAAGUCACUUCUUGCUCUUCGUACCCGCCAGCUGGCUGUAGCUGGUCAAGGGCUGCAUAACUCACAAAACUAUGCCCUGCGAUUCAAUGCACACUCCUUCUCUACCAAAAAAGAAGAUGAAGAAAGAGAGCAACUAGCUAAGGAACUUUCAAAGGAUUGGAGUUCUGUUUUUGAGCGUAGCAUCAAUACCCUGUUUCUGACUGAAAUGGUUCGGGGUCUAAUGUUAACGCUGAAAUACUUCUUUGACACAAAAGUCACAAUCAAUUAUCCAUUUGAGAAAGGCCCUUUGAGCCCUCGUUUCCGUGGUGAACAUGCACUGCGACGAUAUCCAACAGGAGAGGAACGCUGCAUUGCUUGCAAACUUUGUGAAGCUAUAUGUCCUGCACAAGCAAUCACAAUUGAGGCUGAGGAACGAGAAGAUGGCAGUCGCAGGACAACUCGGUAUGAUAUUGACAUGACCAAGUGCAUCUAUUGUGGAUUUUGUCAAGAGGCGUGCCCUGUUGAUGCCAUUGUUGAAGGGCCAAACUUUGAAUUUGCUACAGAGACUCAUGAGGAGCUACUUUAUGACAAAGAGAAGCUACUUGAGAAUGGAGAUCGAUGGGAAACUGAAAUAGCGGAGAACCUGAGAUCUGAAAGCCUUUAUCGCUGAUUGUUCUCGGGUAGUUGAGUUUUGAUAAAUAAUAUGAUCAGUGUAUGGUCGUAAAGAUUUGUAUGUAUUAAUGGAUUUGUUGCAUGAGUUUUUUGUUUUAUGUAUCGUUGCGUUGGUAGUAAGGAUGCAUGGUGAUGAUAUUUAUCAUCUUGAGAUGUUGAACAAAUGAAAUAAUUGAAGAACUAGAUGUCAUUAAAGCUUCCAACAAAAAAAAUAGAUGAUACAUCUUUAA